CAACACGCUAUAUAAAAGGCGCCUCUUCAAAUCCGAUUUUACAACGAGACAAACAGUCGUGAUCAGCAUCAUGAACGCUCUGACGAUCGUAUCUCUCUGCGUGCUCGCAGUGGCUGCACUCGCUGCGCCACCAAAGCAGGACGAGCCGAUCCCCAUCCUGGCUUCGAGCCUGGACGGACCAAACCCGGACGGUUCAUACAGCUACAGCUACCAGACCGGAAAUGGCAUUCAAGCGCAGGAACAGGGCCAGCUCGCUAAAAUCUCCCCUACUGAAGACGCUAUUCGCGUUCAGGGAUCUUUCGGCUAUUCCGACCCUGACGGCCAAUCCAUUGGUAUAGGCUACAUCGCCGACGAGAACGGUUUCCAACCUAAGGGUGAUCAUCUUCCAACCCCGCCUCCGGUUCCCGCCGGUAUCCUGAGGGCCCUAGAGUACAUCGCUAAACAUCCCGAAGAGGACAAUCUGCGGAAGUGAUUACAGCGACGCUCAGAACUGAAAUCAUGCGGCUGACACUUGUUAGUACAAAUCAUUCAUGUGCGAGUUAGAUGUAAGAGUACAAUACAGGGCAAAGUGGAGUACUUAAUUAUAGAAGCGGGGGGUUUUCGUGCUCCUCAGAUAAAAACGAGCUCGAUUCUGGAUACAAUCUUUCUUUCAUUUUUAAUGUAAUCUAUUAUACUGAAAUAAAUUGAGCAUGAGAGAUCAGUGUAAUUACAGUGAAUCAAAAUUUUCAAAUCUGUUGUAUCGGGAAUCGAGCUCGUCGACACCAUGCGUAUCAUGAUACUUGGAUUUUACGUGAAUUCUCUGUAUUCUCCCACGAUUUGGCGAGUUUUGUUGCGAGAACGACAUUCCGCGGAAACCACCGUCAAAUUAGUACAGUCAAUUAGUACCCACCAUGUUAAUUGCGAAACCUCGUAGCGCAUGCUGUCGUAAUGGCAACGUUUAUAUUAAACGCUGCUCGAAAUAAACGUGCUUAAAUCAGUCACGCGUUCCUUCUUUGAUGAAAAUUUAUUUGACCAUUGAGCCAUAAACACAUCGAAGCUGUUUCGCUCAUUAAAAUACGUAUCAAUUUGCCGGCGAUUUGAAUAGCACGUCACUAGCUAUGCGGAUGAGUUCGAUUCGACGAGUUCGCGAUUAUACGAAUAAUACGAAUACUAAGCGAUAUUUAAUGACGAGUCACGAGCCGCGCGUGUGUAGAUUACGCAAUAUUGGUCACACGAUGAAAUAGCGAGGAACGUCAAGUGCUAUCGUAUCUUGGACCGUAAAUUUGGCGGCGUGUUUGUCAAAGCGUGUUGUACACACGCAUUUCUAUUUUUAAUCUUCACGUAAGCAAAAUAUUCUUCAAUGGAAUUCUCAGGAAUUUAUCGCGGGGAAUUCCCAAAGAGAAUCGCCAACGGGAGUCCUGCAUCGAAAUUUCAAAAUGCGCACUACAUUCCUGCAAAAUUGUUGCGUGAAUUAUUCUGCAUAAAAAUAUCCUCGAGAGUAGAUUUUCGUAAUUCCGGCAGAGGAACAGCAGGGGUGAGUCAGCUCCUGACAGCGGGGUGCGCGCAAAUCCAAACCGCGCGACACGCUAUUCCCGUGUAGCGCGUAUCCUUGCGAAUGCACAGAGGAGCGUGCGAUUUAAAUAAGAUAAAUGCUCGCAUCUCUUUUACGGUGGGACGUGCAGCGGCUAUAAAAACGAGAAUUACGACAUCACGUUAGCCGACGUCCGAGAGAUCCGUUAUUACGUUCAGGAGCUCAUGUAUGUCGUAUUCGAGGACAGUGCAUGGCGCUGUCCCGUACCGAAAAAGAAAAAGAACCACCCGUGGAUUAGUAAGUACAACGCGUCACGCAAAAUCGCACGAGUCGAUACGUCAAUCCUUCGAUGUGCGAGGAUUUACGCGCGUCUAUAUUAAUAGAGACAUAAAAUACGACGUUGCGUUAAUUAAACGACCGCCACGCAAUUACAAGCUGCUCGGGAGGAGGCGGUCCUUGAAAUUAAUUUAUUCCUAAGGUGUUUUCCAUAUUCAAGGUGUACCUGUGGUCGGAAGGAUUAAAUCACUAGUUCGUCGGCGAUGCCACGUUUCAUGAAUAAUAGUACGAAAUUACGCGGCGAGAGAAGAUGCGAGCAUCUGUCUCUUCUCCUGACUAAAUUAAAAAUAUUCUUCGCGCAAGACGAGCUUCCUCAAUCCCGGAUUGUCUCUUUUCUUUCAUAAACUAAUCCUAUUUUGGAGCAUAGUCUAAGAAAUGUACGUUGUAAUAAUAAAAACACAUCUGGCUAU
Molecule: messenger RNA, 2256 nt
Organism: Ooceraea biroi (clonal raider ant)
Lineage: Eukaryota; Metazoa; Arthropoda; Insecta; Hymenoptera; Formicidae
Gene: CPR21
Product: cuticular protein 21
Cellular component (GO): chitin-based extracellular matrix
Molecular function (GO): structural constituent of chitin-based larval cuticle
Source: RefSeq, a predicted model, not a curated record